AUGGGGAAGCCGAAAAUCACGCCGGUGGAGGAAGACAAGUUCAUCAGGUCGCCCAAUGUGCACGGGCUAGUGGAGUGUAACUUCUACAGCUUCCUCAACGACAAGGUAGCCGCCAUGGUCAUGUACUAUAACCCCGAAUGUCCGGACUGCCAGCGACAGAGAGCUCACAUCAUUCGAGCUGCCAAAGUGACCAAACGUGACAACCACGCCUACGCCGCCGUGGACUGUACCAAAGAAAAGGCCCUGUGUAAACGGGAAGGCAUCGUCCGACUGCCCACGUUCAUGCUCUACACAAGAGGCCAAGUCCUCAGCAACAGAAGCUUUCCCAUUGACUACAUCCGCAUGAAAGAAGUUAUGGAAAAUAUUGAAGCUCCUCCCCCUCUGCACCCAGGCAGAGUGCCAGUGGAUCCUGACUGUCCACGGAUCGUCGUCCAGAAAUAG
Molecule: messenger RNA, 441 nt
Organism: Candidula unifasciata
Lineage: Eukaryota; Metazoa; Mollusca; Gastropoda; Stylommatophora; Geomitridae
Source: the annotation of a GenBank genome assembly